Molecule: messenger RNA, 246 nt
Organism: Echinostoma caproni
Lineage: Eukaryota; Metazoa; Platyhelminthes; Trematoda; Plagiorchiida; Echinostomatidae
Source: the annotation of a GenBank genome assembly
AUGGACGACCAGGGUAAGGCAGAUGCCUUGGCCAGCUAUUUUGGCAGUAUACACCGAAUAGAUGACGAUAUGCCCAGAAUUCUGAAGCUAAGAUCCUCACCGCCAGAAGUUGAAGAGAUCUGGCUAUCGGUAGAGGUAGUGCGUCAGCAUUUGGAGGGUCUAGAUAUCCAUAAAGCGGCUAGACCGGAUGAGAUUCAUACAGCUAUUAUCAAGCCCAUAGCAGAUAUUCUCGCAGGACCGACGUAA